CUACAUCGUUGGACGUCCAUAUUGCCACAGGAAGUGUAUCGAGCAGCACAGUUACAUAGGUGUAGUGGGCACUGCGGUUUCUCCGCAAUGAAACUCCGGAUCAAGCCACUGACGAAACCCGAGCAGUCUGUGGAAGUUUCUUCGAACGCUACAACAUCAGACUUAUUCGAGGCUGUCCACUCAGCUUUUGGUGUGGACCCAGCGGGGCAGCGACUUGUCUUUAAAGGAUGUCCUUUGUUGGACAAGUCUAGGUUGGUCUCACAGUAUGGAAUACGUGAUGGAGAUAAGCUAACCUUGGUCAUCAAACAAGUAUCGGUGCCAGACAGUUUCCAGGAGCGUCGGCCAAGCUUCGAAACGCUCUUGCGCAAUCACUUGGCUCACACCUACAGUGAUCGUGAGGUUGAGGUGAUAGUGUCUAAGUUUAUGCAUAUUUUGUUCACGCGCAUCAAUGCAAUGAGCUUGAAUGACAUUGAACGUCUCGCAGAAAUAUGGAAACAUUCGGAUGGAUGACAGUAUAAUCGUUAUGCUAAAACUUCCCGGACGUAAUUGGAUUUAGGGACAGACGCUCAAAAUACUCGUCUGUACAUUGAAUCUAUGUUUUACAUUGUACACAGUCCACAAAAGGCGUUUUAUAUUUUAACACAGUUUAAGAUGCUACCUUCCUGGAUUUGGUGCGCUUAUCCAGAUUUCAUCAAGACUUAGUCGGGGCCAUGUUUCUUUCGUCAGUCAACGAUUUAUACUCAAGUCGA
Opisthorchis viverrini is the source of this 749-nucleotide messenger RNA. RefSeq lists its product as hypothetical. NCBI's taxonomy places the organism in Eukaryota, Metazoa, Platyhelminthes, Trematoda, Opisthorchiida, Opisthorchiidae. The coding region runs from base 88 to 510 and encodes 140 amino acids. Gene Ontology annotation, biological process: post-translational protein targeting to endoplasmic reticulum membrane. Gene Ontology annotation, molecular function: protein binding. The record is from RefSeq and is a predicted model, not a curated record. The transcript is spliced from 4 exons.